This is a messenger RNA of Gopherus evgoodei (Goodes thornscrub tortoise), 3694 nucleotides long. RefSeq names its product mitochondrial ribosomal protein S31 (gene MRPS31). Gene Ontology annotation, molecular function: structural constituent of ribosome. NCBI's taxonomy places the organism in Eukaryota, Metazoa, Chordata, Testudines, Testudinidae. The record is from RefSeq and is a predicted model, not a curated record. Gene Ontology annotation, cellular component: mitochondrial small ribosomal subunit.
AUGCCAGGAGGGGGGCCGGUUAGAGGCGCGGACACGCCGACCGCUCUCUAGACUCUGGGCUGCCGAGAUGUGGAGCCGCGUCUCUGCCGUUGGGAGCCGCAGAAGCGGCGCCUGCCGCUGCGCCUCCUCCUACCCCUGGGGCGCCCAGGACCGGGGACCAGGCAGUAAAACACAGAAGUGCUUUAGCACUAGCACUGGAUUCUACAACAAGGAAGAUGAAUCUGCCACUUCUACAGACAGUAGUGGUGAGAAGGCUUCAGAGAAUCAGGAGAAGGCAACACCAGGAAAUGCAAAGAAGAAUUUGUUGAACAUUAUUAGUGAAAUGAAAGUAGAAUUAAGUUCAAAGAAGACGUUCCAGAUACUAAAAACACUGAAGACCAAGGAGCAAACCAAGGACCAGCCAGAAAGUAUGGAGAGUGCAAGUAGCAUGUUUCAGAAAGCUACAGCAGACAGUAAAGCUAAGAGGAGCAAGCCUCUCAAUCCAGAAUUGGUGGAAGCUGCUGCUGUUGCAUCUUCCUUACCUUUCGACAGGAAACAGACAGUAUCAGAUUUACUUGCACAACUAAGGAAGCAUGAAGAAGCCACUGAUGCACAGAAAAAAGGGGAAACAACUAACAUAAGCAACGUUAUUGCAGACAUGAAGAUUGGGAAACGCCGUCUCACCCGUGGUGUAUCCAGGCCAUCCAGUCAGAUUUCAUUUGAUGAUGAUGAUGGGCAAGGUGACAUGUUUCAAACUGGUGUCCUGUCUGAAUUUGCUGGAAGUAAAAGAAGAGGGCUUCACCUAGGAAGGAGGCUUAACAUUUUCCCUGUUUCUCCCACCGUUACGGAAGGGACACCUGAAGCAGAGUCUUCACCUUCACUCUGGGAUCUGGAACUUGCUAAUCAGAUUGCAGCAGUAAAUCAAAAGCCACCUCGGAAUGGGUUUGAAGAGAUGAUCCAGUGGACAAAAGAGGGAAAACUGUGGGAGUUCCCUAUUAAUAAUGAGGCGGGUAUUGAAGAUGAUGUUGAAUUUCAUGAACAUAUCUUUCUGGAUAAAUACCUAGAAGAUUUUCCCAAGCAAGGACCUAUUCGCCACUUCAUGGAACUAGUGACCUGCGGGCUUUCCAAGAACCCAUAUCUAAGUGUUAAACAAAAAGCUGAGCAUAUUGAAUGGUUCCGGGAUUACUUCCAGGAAAAGGAGGAACUUCUUAAGGAGAUUGAUGAUCAUGAGAAAGAAACAGACAUUAGUCUUGAAAAGAAGAGUCUAUCAAAGUAACACGUGAUCAUUUUAAAAAAACCCAUUGUGUCAGUGCAUAGUAAAACAUUGUAAACACCUGAUUUGAAAGAUGUAAUUGUAUGAACUUCAAAAAAAAAAAAAAAAAAAAAAAAAAAGCUAAAAUUUGCCACUCUUCUGUUAGUUUGUAUACACAAAAUGGAGGAAAUGGUCUGCAGCUCAUAGACUGUACAUAGCAAAAAUGUAAUUAAUUCUGCAGUACAAUUCCCUGAUUCACCAUUUAAUUCAUUUUAAGCCUAUGCAAAAUAACCAGGAAGUAGCUUUCUCAGAAUGGUCUUUAUUUUACUGGUUUCUGCUGUACGGUCACAGAAUCUUGAGAUGAAAAAAGGCCAGUAAUGUCGUCGACUCCACCCCCCUGCCAAUGCAGGAUUGUUCCCUGUUGAAUAUUAAUAUUUUGUGUGGUUUAUUUUUAAAUAUGCUAAUUUCUGGUGGGUGAUUCCACUAUUUCCCUUGAGAGACUGUGUUCCGUGGCCUAACCUGGUUUACCAUCAAGAAGUGGUUUUGGUUUUUUUAAUCUUCUUUCCUCUCCAGAAUUCCCUCCCUUCUGCUCUCUGCAGCACUUUAUUAUAUUAAAAUAUUUUACAUACAUAAUGGUAAUGUACAUGUCACACAUUGUCAAACUGCCACUCCUGCACUCUGCCUUUUAUCACAGUUACUUCUAAAAUCCCAAACCUGAGCAGCUUCAAACACCUGUCACUGAUUAUUUUAUUAUUAUUUUUUUUUUUAAAUCAGCCUGCCACAGAAAUGCCCUGGAACAUGUAAUUUAAUCCCCACAACCAGACUGGAUCAGAGUAGGCAAUAUUCAGUCCUACUCCAGUAUCUAGAUUAAGUUCUGUUUAUCUCCUGCACUGCAGGGUUAGAAAUGGGAGGUUCAGAUCCUAUCAAGAGGCAUAGCGUUCUAUUACUUUCUUGUUUUAUAACUGUCUUCUGCUCUGUUGUACUAUAUUCUGUGGUGCUCAGAUGUUCAUGAAAUAAGUUCCAUGUUUUCUCUUAGAUGAUCCACGUUUGCACAGUGCUCCAAAUCUGUUAAGCAUGUUUUAUGUAUUUCUUGCCCUUCAUGUGGCCUUCUAUUAUCCUUUAUUCUGCCUUUAACCCAGCCUCUAUUUGAUGCGGUCUAGGCUACAUUUGUCUGCUUUUCUAGCAUAUUUACAGUCUGAUAAUGCACUCUUUUGCACCUCUCCCCCACAUCACUGUAGGAGCUGUUGGAACUGGAGGUCCUAACUUGUUCUCCAUAUAGUCUGUUGGCUGGUAUUUCAGAUACUUAUUACUCCUGAAAGCCAUGAUACAGGAAGCAAUAAAUCAUGCAAUGGAGGCAAAACAUCAGCUUUGUCAUUGUGCAAAUCAAAUUACCUUGUGCCUAAUCACUUUUUUUGUUUUUACUCAGUCACAAAAGUGCAAAUGAAAGAGUCUGAUCACAUCUGCCUUUGAAAUCAGAAUUUUAUUUGACAUCCUGUUAUCUUGUAGGGUAUAGGUAAGCCUGGUUUCUUUUUUUCUUACUUUUUCUGCAUGCUGGCUCUCUUUUGAAGGGAAGUGGCUUUUAAAUAGGAGUAGUGAGAGAAGAGAGGUUCUAGUUCUGCAGAAAUCUUCAGAGACUUCCCGCUCUUGCAGCGAGACCAAGCGGUAGCUGUAACAAAAGUAUCUUUGGUGGUAGGUUUGUUUAAUUUUCAGCUUAGUGCCCAGGUGUGUUUCAGGUUUACAACUACUGUACCUUGCAGACUUUCACCUAGCCAGUGAUGCAUGGAGCUGUUCUAUGAGAGAGGCUAAAAAGAAAACGUAUUACUGCUUAAAUAAUUCAUAUUGGAUUUUUCCCAAAAAAAACUUGACAAAGUGACUGCAGCUACAGUAGCUUUUAUUUCACUUAGAAAUAAUUUCUUCUGGCUUGAGUCUAUCUUGACCUGCAUUUUAAUAUGGAAGGCAGGAAAUUUUCGUGGUCAAUUUUAAUUCUGAGGGGUUAGAUGGUUUAGUUGUGUAUGAGAGUACUUAAUCACCAGGUGUUACGUUAUGGGAACUAGACGAAUGUUAUCUCUUAGAAAAGAUAUAAUAGGAGCGUAGCACUUUGAGGAACUCUCAGUGGGAGCUGCAGGGUUUCAGCACCUUUGAAAAUCAAGCUGUGGCUAUUUAAGAGGUUUAAAUACAGUUUUGUAGUCUAACUGUAGGAAACUAGGUUGGAAGAUGUUGGUCUAGGUAUGUAUGUAUGUAAGCCUGAUUGGGAAUGUUCAGAGGAAAUCAGGAUAGUGCCAGUGGUGAUGCUUUUGAGUGUCUGUAUGUGGAGCUACCUCUCGUACCCAACAGAGUGUUCACAAUCGAUGCUCCCAGAUUCUUAACUUACAGACAUAAAAACUCUUUUGCAACUUAAAAUACAGAGCUUGAAAUGUUAGUCCUCAUACUUGGAUAAAACCACCUUUUUAUAUUGACUCUAUU